This is a messenger RNA of Mytilus californianus (California mussel), 4209 nucleotides long. RefSeq names its product reticulon-4-interacting protein 1 homolog, mitochondrial-like. The record is from RefSeq and is a predicted model, not a curated record. Bases 203 to 1414 code for a protein of 403 amino acids. Gene Ontology annotation, molecular function: oxidoreductase activity; zinc ion binding. NCBI's taxonomy places the organism in Eukaryota, Metazoa, Mollusca, Bivalvia, Mytilida, Mytilidae. Gene Ontology annotation, cellular component: mitochondrion. The transcript is spliced from 10 exons.
CAAUUACUCUGUCUUUUCUUAUGCAAGCACAUAAUAACAUUUCGACAUUGAAGCACAUAUAAUGUGUGCUGUCAUUUGAAAUUAAAAUAUAUGAAUAUUUCAGAGUAAAUUAUAGCUUGACCCUACCACACGUCAGUUGCCUCAGGGUUGGUUCACUUUACCCAUUACAACUUCUGUUUCAGUUUGUAAGGAUUUAUAAAACAUGGAAAAGAUAUGUACAUACUGUGUUCAAAGAUGUCUGCAAAAGUUUCAUCCAUCAUCAACAGUAAGACAGAUCAGACUGCAUAUUAAAUCAUAUUCCACCAACAGUACAGAUCCUAAUAAAAAAGGAACAAUGAGAGCUUGGCAGAUCCACCAAUAUGGAGGAAAUGAAGAAUUGACACUAUCAGAUUCUGUGACAAUUCCAAAAAUAAAAGAUCCAAGAGGAAUUCUCAUAAAUAUUCAUGCUGCUAGUAUAAAUCCAAUAGAUUGUCGCAUGAGAGCUGGAUACGGAAGCACUGCUAUGAAUGCAAUAAGGCAAAAGACUAUAUUCCCAACAAAUGGAGGAGAAUUCCCAUUGAUUCUAGGGAGAGAUUUUUCUGGGGAAGUUGUAGAAACGGGAAGAGAUGUAAGAAAGUUUCAUCGUGGAGAUGAGGUAUGGGGUACAGUUUUUGCCUCCAAACAAGGAUGUCUAGCAGAUUAUACAAUAGCUCAGGAACAUGAGAUUUCACUGAAGCCCUCCAUAAUAACCCACACAUCAGCCAGUUCUAUACCAUAUGUUGCCUGUACAGUUAGUGCAGCUUUUACAGAAUUUGGAGGAUUAAGAGAAAAUAGUGUAAAAGAUAAAAGAGUUUUAAUUUAUGGUGGUUCUGGAGGGAUAGGAACUUUUGCAAUACAGCUGAUGAAGGCUUUUGGGGCUGAAGUAGCUACAAUAUGCAGUACAGAUGCAGUAGAACUAGUUACCUCCCUUGGUGCUGAUGUUGUCAUUGACUACACAAAACAAGAUGUCCGACAAGAAUUAGCUAAUUUGGAAAAAUUUGACAUAAUAUUGGAUAGUUUUGGAAAAGAGAAAACAGGAUAUUCGAUGGAAUUCUUGAAACCUUCCAAAUGCAAUGAUGCUAAAUAUAUAACGUUAAAACAUCCGUUUUUACAGAACAUUGAUGACUAUGGUAUACCUGUUGGACUAUUGAGAUCGUUAUCAGAUGCUGCUAUUGACACUUCUUUGGGUUUAAAAAAAGGAAUUAGCCACAGAUGGGCAAUCUAUUUACCCAUGGGGAAAGCUUUAGAAAGAUAUGCUAAACUAGUAGAUGAUGAUCAGAUAAUUCCAGUGAUAGACAAAGUUUUUCCGUUUGAAGAUGUUCCAGCAGCAUUUGAAAAAGUUGAACAUGGUCAUGCUAGAGGUAAAACUGUGAUACAAAUGGUCAAAGAGAAGUGAAAGUGAAUGCCAUAAAUCCGUUUUUAGCAUCUAAAUAAAAGAGGAUAGUGAAUUUGAGAACAUUGAUAUGAAUCACAAUGGGAUAUUUUGUUUAAAGAGCAAAAUGAGAGAGCAGAAAACCGAAACUCUAAAAAGUUUAAAAGGAAAGUAUAUUUAUUGUGUCAAACAUAAAUUUGAUGCAAAUGCUUCUUUUAGUGAGACUCAUCACCAGCAUAAGUGCUAGAUUAAUUAAAUUGACCCUUAUUUAAGGUGGUACCAAACACCUUGACGUAAAUUAAUUUGGCUCGUUUAAUUUUCAUAAAAUUUUGACAAAAUAUUUAAUUUGACCCUUUGACAAAAAUAUAAAAAUUUCAAAAAACUUGAAUCACACAAAAAUUUCAUUGGAUAUAUAGCAGUUUGUCAAACACUAAUUUUGAUCAUUGAGAAGCUUAAUACUUCCUUAACAAUAGAACGUGAUUAAAACGUUCAGCUGGUUUUACUGAGUUAUCUCACUGUAGUGUUAAGUACCACCUUUAAGUAAGAAUUUGUAGCAAAAAUCAAAAUGUGAGUUUUCACAAAAUGUCAUCCUGUUAAAUUUUCCAAUGUCUCCAUGAUUAAAGUCAGGUAGAGUUAUUUCCCUUUCAAGUCAGUUAGAGUUAUUUCCCUUUAUCUGUAAUUGGUAUGCCUAUAUUUGUAAACAUGUGGUUAAAUGAGCUACAUCACAUAUUAGUAGUGAUAACAUGUGGCUUUUUAAAAUAUUUCAGGGUCAUGUCUUGUAAUUAACUUCUGGGUCAUUUACUCUGGUGGUUAACUGUAAGUCCUAGAAUCAUAUUAGGUCACAUGAAAGGAAUGAUACAUUAGGUUGUCAGUUAAAAAUUUUUAAAAAAAUAAAACCAAGGUUUCCAAAAAAUAUUUGAGCCAGAUAGACAUUUUUGUCGAGCCUUCGACUUUUGUCGAAAAAGCGAGACAUAGCGAUCCUACAUUCUGUCGUCUCUGUGGUUAAAGUUUUCGAAAUUUUAAUAACUUUCUUAAACUAUCCUGGAUUUCUACCAAACUUGGACAGAAGCUUGUUUAUGAUCAUAAGAUAAUAUUCAAAAGUAAAUUUUGUAAAAAAAAAAUUUCAUUUUUUCCGUAUUUUACUUAUAAAUGGACUUAGUUUUUCUGCCAAGAAACAUUACAUUCACUCUGUGGUUAAAGUUUUUGAAAUUUUAAUAACUUUCUUAAACUAUCCUGGAUUUCUACUAAACUUGGACAGAAGCUUGUUUAUGAUCAUAAGAUAAUAUUCAAAAGUAAAUUUUGUAAAAAAAAAAAUCCAUUUUUUCCGUAUUUUACUUAUAAAUGGACUUAGUUUUUCUGCCAAGAAACAUUACAUUCACUCUGUGGUUAAAGUUUUUGAAAUUUUAAUAACUUUCUUAAACUAUCCUGGAUUUCUACCAAACUUGGAAAGAAGCUUGUUUAUGAUCAUAAGAUAGUAUCCAGAAGUAAAUUUUGUAAAAAAAAAAAUCCAUUUUUUCCAUAUUUUACUUAUAAAUGGACUUAGUUUCUGCCAGUUAGCUUUACAUUCACUCUGUGGUUAAAGUUUUUAAAAUUUUAACAACUUUCUUAAACUAUCCUGAAUUUGUACCAAACUUGGACAGAAGCUUGUUUAUGAUUAAAAGCUAGUAUCUAGAAGGAAUUUUUUUUUAAAUUUUGUUUCAUUUUUUCCGUAUUUUACUUAUAAAUGGGCUUAGUUUUUCUUCCAGUUAACAUUACAUACAGUCUGCAGUUUAAGUUUUUAAAACAUUUAUUAGAUUCAUAAACUAUCCUUGAUUUUUACGAAACUUGGACAGAAGCUACUUACAAUCAAAAGAUAGUAUAGAGAGGAAUAUUUUUAUUAAUUUUUUUUCUCAUUUUUGUUGAGCCUACGAUUAACAGCAAAAGUAGGCAAGACACUGGGUUCCGCGGAACCCUUACAAAUUUUUAAGGUCAAGUUUUUAAUAAUAUAUUUGCUUAUAUCUAAGUCAUUGGAUCUUUGAUGGAUAGUUGUUGCGUUGUCAUUAUUACAACAUGCUUUGCAUGUGCAAAUUAAGGUGCUUAUUACACCUACUGUAAUAGGUAAUAGGAUACUCUAAAAAUAAGUUAUUUAGCAUCAUAAUUAUUUGUUACACAAAUGGUGUGGGUCUCAUAGGGGUUUAAGCGUGACUAGGGAUUACCCUAUAUUUAGUAAGCAUGACUCGUGAAAGUAAAAUUAUUAAGCAUGAAAACAGGAAACGAAGUCUGGCAGAGCACAUGAAAUUACAACCGUUAUUAUUACAGUGUUAAGCGGGAUACAGGAAUCUGACAAAACAAUAAGCGGGAUCCGGGAUCAGACCCUGCAAUGGUACGAUGGAAAAUUCCCUGAAGGUUAUUUUGCACACUUUAAUGAGAAUUAUAUAUGUACUUUUAUUUUGAACAACUAAUACAUCAUACUUGAUUGUUUUAUUUAAGUAGGAAUCCUGGAGAAAAUAAUCAUGUAUUAUUACUUGGUGAUAGGUAUUCAAUCAAGUUCAUUGAUUUGAUGAUGCUAUUUCAAUAUUCAUUAGGGUCCCUUUGGUAAGCCAGAUUUCUAAGUAUUUAUAAGAAGCCAUCUGAUUAGUCAGAUUUCUAAGUAUUUAUAAGAAGCCAUCUGAUUAGCCAGAUUUCUAAGUAUUUUAAAGAAUCUAUUUGGUUCUCCAGAUUUCUAAGUAUUUAUAAGAAGCUUACCCAGAUUUUUUGUGCUAUCACCUCAAUAUAAAUGCAAUCUAGUAUUUAUGUUUAUAUUAUGAAUGUUAAUUAUGAAUACAAUAAGUUUUUGAUCA